AUGAAAAAAUAUUUAGCUCCUGCUGUUAUUUUUUAUCUGAUCAUCUUAGCAAUAGAAUUAUCAGCAGGAGUUGUUACAAAUGGAUAUAUUGUUGCCUUAAAUUGUAUCAACUGGGCCAAAAGCAGAACACUGACUUCCUAUGAUAAGCUCAUAACCAGUCUGGCCUUCUCCAGAUUUUGCCUACAAUUCUUGGUGACAUUAGACAACGUUUUAUUGAAGAUAUAUCCAAAUAUCUUUGAUAGAUUUCAAACACUACAGCCUUACCUAGUUACCUGGAUGUUCAUAAACCAAGUGAGUCUCUGUUUUGCAAGCUGCCUUUCUGUGUGCCUUUCUCUGUUCUACUGUGUGAAGAUUGCCUCUUUCAACCAAUCCCUCUUCAGCUGGUUAAAACUGAAAAUCUCCAAACUGGUGCCAUGGCUGCUUUUGGGCUCUAUGCUGUACUGCUUGGUUACUACAGUUGCUUUUACAUUGUUCAGUUAUUCCUACUGGGUAUUUUCUCACAACUCCACAGAUUGUCUAUCAACAAAUGGUACAAUAUCAGACAAUAAAAAUAACCUUUUGGAGUUCACUUUUCAGAUACACAGCGUAGGAUCUAUUUCCCCUCUUAUUGUAUUUAUUGCUUCAUCUGUUCUGCUAAUCAUAUCCCUUUGGAGACACAUCAGGAAAAUGAACCUUAAUUCAGACUUUAAUCCAAGUUUUUGGAACCCCAGCACGGAUGCCCAUGUGCGUGCACUUAAAUCUGUGGUAUCCUUUUUCAUCAUCUACACUAUUUAUUAUGUAGCUUCAACAUUCUCAAUAGGAACCCUAUCCUAUUUCAAUGAUGAAUUGAAAAUUAUGGUGUGUACAUCUGUAGCUGCUGUCUACCCUUCUCUACACUCCAUUAUCUUGAUUCUGGGCAACCCCAAAUUAAAACUGGCCUCAGCAAAAAUUCGGCAUUCUGCCAAUUCGUGUUUCGGAGAGAUUACUUCAUAA
Molecule: messenger RNA, 972 nt
Organism: Terrapene triunguis (Three-toed box turtle)
Lineage: Eukaryota; Metazoa; Chordata; Testudines; Emydidae
Product: taste receptor type 2 member 7-like
Biological process (GO): sensory perception of taste; G protein-coupled receptor signaling pathway; detection of chemical stimulus involved in sensory perception of bitter taste
Cellular component (GO): membrane
Molecular function (GO): bitter taste receptor activity; G protein-coupled receptor activity
Source: RefSeq, a predicted model, not a curated record